Molecule: messenger RNA, 1596 nt
Organism: Juglans microcarpa x Juglans regia
Lineage: Eukaryota; Viridiplantae; Streptophyta; Magnoliopsida; Fagales; Juglandaceae
Product: ATP-dependent DNA helicase PIF1-like
Exons: 1
Coding region: 1-1596 (531 amino acids)
Biological process (GO): telomere maintenance; DNA repair
Molecular function (GO): ATP hydrolysis activity; DNA helicase activity
Source: RefSeq, a predicted model, not a curated record
AUGGGUGUGACGAUGUUUAUCGCCACUGCAAUAGCUGCUUACAGAAACUUUAGCACCAAAAGUUUUGGGAAAAACACAAAAUCCGCUCAAAGUUGGUACAGGAGUAAAAACAAACCCAGAAAGAGCGAACCCAGAAACCCUAGGACCAGAAUCAAGUGGACUGACCAACAAAAAAAAAUCAUAUCUGCAGUUUCUGCGGGCAGUUCCGUGUUCAUCACGGGCUCGGCAGGGACCGGAAAAACAGAAUUGGUUAAGCAUAUUAUCGAGCUGUUAAAAAAAUGUCACUCCCCAUCUGGGGUCUUUGUCACAGCGUCUACUGGGGUCGCAGCGUGCGCUAUUCGGGGACAAACGUUGCACUCUUUUGCGGGCAUUGGGUACCCCAUGGCGGAUCGCCGCACUUUGCUGGAUAGGGUUCUUCAGAAUAAGAGGGCCUACAGGAGGUGGAACAAAGCUGAGGCAUUGGUUAUUGAUGAAAUUAGCAUGGUUGACGCAGAGCUGUUUGAGAGUCUUGAAUACAUUGCAAAGAAGUUACGUGGUGGAGAUGAGGUUUGGGGUGGGAUUCAGCUUGUCGUGAGUGGUGAUUUCUUUCAGCUACCACCAGUUUUUGGUCAUCAGAAUUCGUCGGGCAAAGUGUUUGCAUUUGAAGCUGAUUGCUGGAAUGCAAGUUUUGAUAUGCAACUUGAGCUUACGGAGAUUUUCAGACAAUCAGAUGCUCGGUUCGUCAAAAUGCUUCAAGGUAUAAGGAGAGGGGAUUGUGAUCCUCAGGACUUAGAGGUUCUAGAACAGUUGUGUUCGAGGACCGAGUCGGAUGAGUUAGAUCCGUCUGUGGUACAGCUCUAUCCAUUGAAAGAAGAUGUAAGGAGAGUGAACGAGACGAGGAUGGAAAGCUUUUCCGAGGCGGCCACCACAUAUUUAGCCUCUGACAGUGGUGAGAAUCCCUGGAAGAUUCAGCUCAAAGAAGGGAUAGCACCCGAUGAGCUUUUCCUCUGUGAAGGUGCAAGAGUAAUGCUGAUCAAGAAUUUGAAUACUUGGCGUGGAUUGGUGAAUGGUAACACGGGUACAGUUAUUGGAUUUUCAGAGUCAGAGGGUGUGGAUGUAAGAGAUAUAUGUUCUGAAAACCGGCUGCCUAUAGUCAAAUUUGAUUCAGGGCCAACGAAGGUGAUUGAGCCAGAAACUUGGGUUGUGACAGAGGGAGAUACAGUUGUUGCUAAAAGAAAGCAGCUGCCCCUUUUACUGGCAUGGGCUCGAAGUAUUCACAAGUGCCAGGGCAUGACUCUUGAUAAACUUCACACCAAUCUAUCUAGAGCUUUUGGCUGUGGAAUGGUCUAUGUUGCACUCUCCCGGGUGAGGAGUUUGGAAGGUCUUCAGUUAUCUGGUUUCAGUCCCUCGAAGAUCAAGGCACACCCGAAGGUCUUGCAGUUCUACAAAAGUUUUGCUUGUGAACCAAGUACUACUAAGGGUACAGAUGAAGGUGCCAACAAGAUCAGAUUUGACACCAGUGGCUUAGUACAUGUUUCAAACACAACAAACAAAGGAGCAUCAGAAUACCAUUUUUCUCUUUCUGAAUUCAUCUCUUCACGUCAGAAAAGAAAAUGA